CGCUCUGCCGUCUACCAAGAUCCCAUUGUAAAGCUUAUACCGCUGUUAAUCGCUUUCCUCUCUCUCACAUGUGCCGCUGGAUGGAAGACUCUUCAUCAUCGUUCAUUGCAUCUACUUGUGGAACAGUGUGCCAUUGUUACACUGCAUUGAUCCGUAUCCGCCGUGCUACGCCGCAAAGACUACACCGACUUACCAGCCACAAUAUUAGGUAAGUAUUAGCAUGUAAGUGACUGUCAGUCCUCUGUGGUCAUCUGCUUGAGCCUUGCAUAUUCAGGCGCACCAGGUAUGGUGAGCCUUGAGGCGCUUGUACCACAAAAUGCUUUCAUCACCGGACCUUUCAACGUAUACCAACCUUGUAAUCGUAUGCUGCCACGCCAUAUACCUGGGCUCACGUUCUACGCCGGACGCAGAUCCAUAUGAUGAGAUCGCUUGGCUUCUCCAACAUUUCCAGAAGAGUACUGCGACUAAGCAGAGCGAGCACGAAACCUUCAUCCAUCAUGUUACAACAGGAUUGAAUAUGACUCGCACAGGUGCUUGGCGCAACAAGAGUAUCCUCGUAAUAUCAGGAGGUCGAACGAAGCGCAACAUUACUGAGCUAAGCGAAUCAGAGAGUUACUAUCAUGCACUACUACACACCUCAGACGAGGUCAGAAGCCAUGCUCAGCAAGCAUUCACGGCGGGCACGUUGUUACUUGAAGAACAUGCCACAGACAGUUACCAGAAUCUGCUCUUCUCCAUCAUCGCAUUUCGCAAAAGGACAGGGAGAUAUCCUGGGAGCAUACGUGUAGUGACCCACGCCUUUAAGGCUCGUAGAUUCCUUGAGCUUCAUGCGAAUGCUAUACGCUGGCCUAAAAAAUCCAUAACAGUCUCCGGUAUUGACCCUCCUAUGGACUGGGAUGAAUAUACGGUUACUACCAGUGGCGAGGCAUCUAAAGGCUACAUGCCAUGGACCGAUGAUCCUCAUGGGGUCCGCAAUGUGCUCAGCGAGAAGCGUCGUGCUCGUGGCUGGGAUCCAACAGUGAAAGUCCUCCUUGCUCAAGGCCUAGAGAGUUCUGUACAGGAUCUUGUGCACUGGAACGGGGGACUGGAGGGGAAUUUGCCUUUUCCACAAGAAAAGAAGCUUGUUUGGGAGCUUGACUGUCAUGCAGAUGGACUGUAAAUGCACGCAGCGAAGUAUGAGAUAUCUGAUGUCCCUCUCGCGCUCGUGUAGUAGAGCUCACGUGAAUGACUAUCGAACAUGUGUCGUGAUAUAUUCGGUAUCAAAAUAAUACGGUCAUCCAUUUUCAGAAAUUCACUCGUCUGAUAGCGUAGUUGAGUAGAUGCAGAUUGAUAUAGCUUGCACAGCGCUGUCCAGACUUUCUCACAACCAUUCGUCUCUCG
Molecule: messenger RNA, 1380 nt
Organism: Pseudovirgaria hyperparasitica
Lineage: Eukaryota; Fungi; Ascomycota; Dothideomycetes; Acrospermales; Acrospermaceae
Exons: 2
Coding region: 317-1159 (280 amino acids)
Cellular component (GO): cytoplasm
Source: RefSeq, a predicted model, not a curated record